This is a messenger RNA of Myripristis murdjan (pinecone soldierfish), 8308 nucleotides long. It is a transcript of the gene lcorl, whose product is annotated as ligand dependent nuclear receptor corepressor-like. NCBI's taxonomy places the organism in Eukaryota, Metazoa, Chordata, Actinopteri, Holocentriformes, Holocentridae. Bases 24 to 6101 code for a protein of 2025 amino acids. Gene Ontology annotation, cellular component: nucleus. Gene Ontology annotation, molecular function: DNA binding. The record is from RefSeq and is a predicted model, not a curated record. Gene Ontology annotation, biological process: regulation of transcription by RNA polymerase II. The transcript is spliced from 8 exons.
GGGAAGGAGGACGGACGGACAGAAUGGCGGCUGCACAGUGCCGUAGCUCCAAAUGCACGGCAGAAAGGAAAGAGUUCAGGCGGGAACUCGAUUCUUGGCGGCACAAAUUGAUACACUGUGUUGGGUUUGAAAGCAUUCUGGAGGGGAUCUAUGGGCCACUGCUGCUUAGAGACCUCAAUAUAUUUGAUGACUGUGAACCCGAAGAGGUGGAUGACUGGUCAGUGGAAGCGAGCUGCUCUCAUUGUUCAUUCUGCAACCUUCCCCUGGAUAAACUCAGUGACCAAAUACCUGCAGCCGCCUCCCCCCUCUCUUCCCCCUCUGAGUACUCUCCCUGUCAGGGCCCAACCCUCUCUGAGAGCAGCCAAUCAGCUCACAGGUUUCUCCAAGCUGUGUUCCACAAGAAAGAUGUACCUUUGGGCUGCGACUCCAACAUCCCUCUGGUUGCCCGGGAGCUGAUGAAGAAAAUGAUACACCAAUUUGCCAUGGAAUAUGCCUCCAAGAGCCACAUCCACACCACCACAAAUGGCUUCACUAUCGACACCUCCUCACCUCAUUCAGAUGAGUCAGCUGCCCCUGAUGCCCCUCUGGACCUUACAAUGAGCCGCUGCCAGGAGAAGGAGAAGGAACAGCAGCCAGAUGGUGUGCUUGACCUCUCCAAGAGGAACUCUGCCUGCUCAGCAACAUCAUCAUCUUCAUUGUCUAACCAUAAAGCCUCAGGCUUCCCGUUGCCAACCUUGACUGAAGAACUGGGGGAUCCAGGGAGGCACGAGACUCGAUGUGGACAGAACUCUGCAUUGGAAGCUGUCCUGUGCUCACUCUGCCCAGCACAUCGUUCCUUACUCUAUCAAAUCCUAAAGCUGGCACAUCAGGAACGAUUGCUACCUUUCCAGACAGACUCUCAUUGCUGCCAACAUGCAGUAACAGCACAGGAUGUUACCCCUCUUCCAUUCCCAUUUAGUGAAUGUAAAGCCCAUAGCAGCAGCCCUCACUACCCUCUUAUUGACUGUGAUAAUCAAGGUCGUAGUAGCACUCUAUACCAUCCAACAGACUCAAAGUCAACUUGUAGUGUCCAUCACUACCGUUUCAGUGACUGUAAAAGCAAAGCUCCUCAGGGCUCAGGCUGUUGCUGUGUGCAGAGCUGCAGGGUGGCAGCUUACCCAGUUUUCUGCCUGAAGAGCCUCCACUGCAUUUCCUGUCAAAGUGUGGCUGUAGGUCGUAUCAACAAUGUGGUCUGUUCAUUUGCAUCCUCUCCUUCAUUAUCCCAAUCCCCCUCACUAUGCUCUUCCUCGUCCAGCAUAUGCCCUGCCUCAUCAGUUUGCUGUAACCAUCACAACGCCCACUCAUGUCCUUGUUAUUCAAACCAUUCCUGUCCAGCUCAGGUCAGGAACACAUUAGAUGGAGGGGGUGGAGAAGGAGAUCCUCCUUGCCCUGUCUUGAAGAGAGAGCAGAGUCCCUCUCCUCCCCCACUUUCACCUAUUCCCUCAGACAUCAGCAGGAAAACUGAAGAGAAGCCCCCUUCCCUCCUUCAUCAUACACAUGAGGAGGAGGCUGGCCCUUCCCUUCAAUUAAUGGUUAAAGACAGUCUUAUGGAUGGAGGCCAGCAGAAAGUAGAUUUGGAUGCAGUCGCAGAAGAUAAGCUGGAGUGUAGGACCCCACGAAAUAGUCAAGCAGGGCAGAGCCAAAGUGGGAGUUUACUGCAGGAUGUUUUUGAUCGUUUCAGUGAGAGACUGGAGACAAUCAAACCUAUGGAGAAGGACCCACUUCUGACUUCGUCAAUCAUUCACACCACUGAAAAGGAGCAGCCACUGUCUCCUGCAGCAAGUCAGAACUUACAGUGUCAUGCUGAUGCCCAUCUGAAUAAAAUUAUUACCACAGUGCUUGACAUUGGCAGUAACAGUGACUACAGCCUCAAUGAGCUUUUGCAUCGCCAUGACAACAAUGAGGCCAAGUCACCUAAUACCCGCUCCCGCAAGCGACAGGAGGUGCUUACUGCUCUUGCAACACCUGCUGAUAAUGCCUCAACUCGAAGACAGACGUUACAAAUUAAACGGGAGCUUGCGAUGUUUGACCCGUCAUAUUGUAGGAGAAAGGUGCCACUAACAAAGAGAGUUAGACUGAAAGAUGGCAAUAAAGUUAACUCAUCUACAUCAAGCUCCUCAUCUGACACAACCCCAGUUAAAGAGGAGUCUGACAGAGAAACUGAGAUUCAAGAAACCAUCUCCUGUCCAAAACAGGAAAUAGUCAUCAUCAAAGAGAAAGGAGGGGUGGACAAUAUCAUGGUUGGGGAUUGCAAUAUUACUGAUGACAGAGAAAAAGAGAGUAUCACAGGAGAUCAACAGGGUAAAUUCAGCAAAGAACUUAGGACAGAGGAAAGAGUAGAGGAAGCAGAGAUUGAAAGGGUGAAGGGGACACAGGAGAACAUGCUUACACCGGAAAGGGAGAAGGAUGGAGUAAAACAAGAAAUAAAGACAGUUAUAGUUACUGAAGAAAUUGAGACAAUUAAAGCAGAGGAGAGAGAAAGAGAGAUAACCGCAGUGGAAAAAGACCAAAUUGUCCAAGAUACUGAAAUACCUAUCACUGAGUUGCAAAACAAGUGUUACAAUGUAAGCUCAAAAGGAGAUUGCUUACAGUCACAGACAGUGACACUGACUACAGCCACAGUGACACAGUGUUGUAGGGCCUCUGAAAUCAAUGGCAAGAGUAGCAGUUUUGGAAAUGAUGAGAACCAAGAAGAAUCACCAUCAGGUGAAAGUUGUAGUGAUGAUGCACUAGACAGAGGUAAGGCUUACCACAAGCCAGUUAGAGGUAAGAGGACCAGCCUUCCAUCUAAGUUAAGCCACUCUAGGGAGGCAAGGAAAUCUAGAAGAAAUAUAGUCCCUCCCCAGCGGUUUUCCUCCUAUGUCACCGAGCCCAGAAAGAUGUACUUUGUCGCUUGCUUCUCUGAGAGCAUCUUCAACCAGAGAACACUGAAAGACAAGGUUUUGAAAUCUAGCUUGGAUGCCUCCUACAAAAAUCCAGAUGUUACAGACACCCAGUUUGAUUCAAGAAAAGAAGCCCCUCUCUCACCUGAGCUAACACACAAGCUUGUAUUUGAAUCUGCACCUGAAGAACAAUUUGGAACAUCUUAUACAGAGUCUAAAGAUCAAAGUCAGGUCCUACCAUGCACUGUGGUUGUCACAGAGAAGAGUCCCACUAAACACAGUUUAAAGAAUAGGACAGAUCUCAGAGACUCUGCAGCCAGGCCUUACAGAAGACUACGAUCAUCUCCAACAAAACUGCAUGACUCAGAGUCAAAAACAACUUCUAGAUCUCCCCAAAAUGCCUCAAAGUUGAGUGUCACAAACUCUGUUAAGUCUGCCACUCAGAGUGUUCAGAACUCUUCAAACUCCCAGAUCCAAUACGUUAGCCCCAUCAAACUCAUGUAUGUAUCGCCAGUAAUGGAUAAAGGAGGAGUUAAAUUUAGCCUCAAGUCAGCUACCUGUGGUUCUAGUGGACAAGCAGUGGAGCCAUUUGACCCAUGUGAGGAGUCCUCAUGGGCCGGGACACCUGAGAAGAACAAAAGCCCAGGCACUGAGUCUCCCACCUCACAAAUUAAAUCUGUCUCUUCACCAAUAAAGUCUCCUACUUCACCUGCUAAAUCUGCCUUCACACCACCCAAGUCUGUUUCAACUCCACUCAAGUCAGCUUCCUCAUCACCUAAAGUAGGUACCAGGAGAUCAGGAGAAGGAACUCCACCAAAACGUACAGCUGGCACUGAAAACCAGAGACUGUCAGGUGACUUACUACCUUUACAUGAAACUACUCCCCCUAAAAGGCGCCCAGGCCGACCCAAGAAGCUGGGACCCCAGCUGGAGAAGAAAGUUAAGAGACCAAUUGGUCGACCACGUAAACUGAAGGCCAUUGAUACAGCAAUUGGAGCAAAUUCAGAAAAUGCAAAUGCCGUUUUAGCAUCUGACAUGGAAGAGAACACAAAUAAGAACCUCAAAAUAACAGUAGUGUAUGGGCGAUCAAGGAGAAACAAACGGCUGGUGUCAGAGGGCUUUGACCAGCUGCAAACAGAACCCACUGAUGUUUGGCAAACCAUAGGCCCAAGGAAUGACUUGAGUAAUUUAACACAGAACUCUCAUAUCAGUUCUGGCAGUGUCAAGGCUGUUUCAACAGAAUGGUCAGAGGAGUUGAACUUGGUUAGGCCUGUGAAAGAGUCAGCUCCUCAUUCCAGCAGUAACAUCAAGUGUCAGAAGCUUGAUGGUGCUGUACCCAUCAGGAAACCAGGAAGACCUGCGAAAGUUAAAAUCUCUGGAAUCUCAGUCACAGUAACUACAGUGUCCCCUCGACAACGCAAGAUUCAGAUAAAUAGGGAUGCUCGGCAGUCCCCAGAAAUAUCAAGUCAUAAGAAAGCACUCCUACCAGUAUUCAAAUCUGCCAAAGAGCCUUGGACAAUCAGUGUUCAAACAAGUAGUGAUUGCAGCCAACAAGAGGGAAUCACAACAGCAAAAGGUGAAAGUAGAGACAAACAGUCAGAACGACCUGUAGCAGUGCGUCAGUCAGUGAGAGUGAGGAAGCCCUCAAUCUACCUGUUGCACUCUGUUGCCACGUCCACAUCCAGGUCUUUCAGCCAUAGCACGGCCCUGUUGCGGCGCUCUAAACAGCUUCUGCUAAACAAGGCCAGCAAUGAAAGGAAACAGGAGGAGGCUCGGAGUGCUGUAGAAACUAUAGGAGAGGAAAGACUGCUCUUUGGACAAGAGAAGAAGCGCAUCUGUCAGGAUCUCAGCCAAGUGGCAGGGUUGUCAGUAGACUCUAUCUUUCCCCCAAGACAGACUCUGCGGUGGUGGGCAGCAUCGGCUGAAGCAAAGUCCUUAAAUCAGGAGCUUGCCAGGCGAAUACGACUUGUCUCUGACACGUGGGUCUCAGAUACAGUUGAGAACCAGGACGAAAUGGCCUUUAAAUCUAGGUUAGAUAUCAAAAGAAAAACCUCAUUCAACAAGAAGUCUCGACAUUCCUCUGUGGUUCGAGCACUUUUUGACUGUCCUCCCAACAAGCCAAGUUCCUGUAGUAUGCAGCAGCUUUGCUCUUGGUUUAUGCAGACCACAGAGACACAGUCUCUUGCCAUUGUCAAGAAGGCAAGCUCCCGAAAUCCCUAUGAACUCAUGCACUACCCUCGUUCUGCCAACAAAGGAACUGUCUGUCCUAGUCCCCAGGCAGAGCGGCUACGCAAACACAUCAAGAAGUUUGCUAAAACUGUGCCAAAGAGUCCUUGCCAGCACCAGCAGGCCCAGGAAAGACUGAGGAACAGAAACAAAUCAUCAUUAUCAACAGAUAACAUUAAGCGACAGCUUUUCACUCCCAGAUUUGCAAAAAGCAGGCUCAAACAAGGAGCCCCAUGUAGGAGAGGCCAAGCACUCGAAAAGUACUCAACCACUUUGCUUAGGGCAAGAGCAAGGUUCCUUACCAGGAAAGAAAGGGAGAAGUGGCCAAAGAGGCAGAAGACCAAUCAAAAGGAAUUUAAAUGGAGAUUAGUUGCAAGUACUUUAAAUGGCCAUGUACUAACUGGGCUACAACCAAGAAAUAAAACAUUAUCUAGAUCAGCAACAGAUAAAUUAUGGGACUGUUUAGAGAACAGUUGUACCACCAGCUCUGCUGACCAAACUCAGGAGCCUAUGGAUGUACCCAAAGAGCAGAGACUCAGCUCUAAAGCCUGGAGUCCUGAGUCAUUGAAAGAAUGUCGGGUGUUUCUGAGGAAGAUCAACUCUCCAGACAAUGAGUCAACAGAGGAAGAGUGUGACUCUUGUACCGUGACACUGGAGGAAGGGUCACCUUCUGCCGACCGCUUUGCAGGGAGGGAGAAAGAGCUGGCAGGGGUUGUUAAAGCUGUGAAAACUGAGAAGAAAAGGAGCAGGAAAAGAACUGCCUCUAGAGGGCUGGCCAGUUCUGCAGCAAAAUCAAGCCGGGAGCAGGAUGACGUACCAGAAGGGAGGAAAAAAGGCAAAUAUAAAAGUCCUGGGGUUGUGUCCACUGAACCACCACCUGCGAAAAUGUUGAGACAAUCGCGAGUGAGGGGCCUAACUGGGCCAAGAUGGCGUGAUUAUGUUCUUGAAAAUUAAAUGAAGCAUGAAGCCUCCUCCAUCCUGAGAAAGGGACUGUGGUUUAACGUGGUGCCUUUGGACAUUCAGCUGACCACGUAGACUGACCAUCCCACUUUGGUCCAGUCUUACACUCAGCAGUUAUGUAGCAGUCUAACUUAACAAAAGCUUGAGGUUGCACUAUUUUUAAUGAGCUCAAGUGCUUGGAUAUGUAUGUACAGAAUUUUUUUUUUUUUUUUUGAUGUAAACUUGCCUUUCUCUGUUUGAACAUGUAUAGUAGAUCAAAUCAUCACGUCAAACAGGUUUAAUUGGGUAAAGGAUCAUACAGUGAGCCCUGUCAGGAUGGCUGUAUUGAAUGAAGGACAAAGAUUGACUGACUGCAUAAGGACAGUGCCAUCUCCGUCAAACAUACCUCAUUAUUAGGGCCUGGACCUUCUGUAAACUUUGACUUUUUACAUUCUUUGUUUUUAAAAACUCAUCCUGGAACACUGCAAAAAAUCUCCAUCUUAAAUAAUUUGGUUUCACAUUCAAUCUUACAAUCUUGUUUUUCAUAAAAUGAAUAGGAAAAAAAAUCUGUCAGUUGGAUGAGAUAAUCCCACUUGUUUCCAUUGGUAAUCAGUUUGUUUCUAGAAUUGAUACCUUUGGCUGAUGGAUCGUAUUCUGCCUUGUUUCAGCAUAUUUAUACUUGUUCUCUGAAAUACUCCUGAAACAAGUGAAAAAGCAUGGGAAACAAGUGGGAUUUUCUCAUCCAAUAAAGUGACUAACAACUUACUCUUAAUUUUUUUUAAAGAUAUUCUCAGUCACUGCUUUUUUUUUUUUUUUUUUUUUAACUUGAAUUGCAGAAUUAAUUGAAAACUUGUUGAAAUUUGACAGCAAAGAUGCUCUCCAUCUGGGUCUUAUUUCCCAGGAUUAUCUUUGAUUUUAAGAUCAGUGUUCUGUUGAACGCCAGUGGAUAAAAACAUACUUGAAAUAGCCUGGCCCUUUUUAGUAGCCUAACCCAUGUGUAUGGGGCAUUACUAUAAAAUCAUGCAUGAAACCAGUGGCCAUCAACCUAUCCCAAAACUAAAUAUAUGUUGUAAUUUCUUAACGUAGCGUUUCAAACAUUCGCAAGCCUCAGCUGUGAACCACCAUUAACACUGAUCCACAUGUUGUAAAAUGACUAGAGUUUUACUCCUUGGCACCCUUUGAAAUAUUAGGAGGUAUGUUACGAUGGUGAAGAAAAUGGCAUUAUGCAGUUGUAGAAUGUAGAUUCUCAUGGAAGUGUUGGUUUGUGGGAUCUGUCUUGUUUUAAACAAGGGUUUCUUUAUGUGAUUGUCUUCUUCCUUGUUUUUAUCCAAAGCAUUAACUCUCAGUCAGAUUUAUCUGUUGCACUAUCCCAUCUGAGAUUAAUCCCACUACACCCAAUCCACCCCCCAUAUUUUGCACAUCCAGAGUCCCACUACUAUCCCCUACUGUAAAACUACAGAAUCUAUUAGGUGCAAUACAAACCCAGAAGAUAUAUCAAUAUGUAUUAAUUAUGUUAUUGCUGACAGACGAAUGGAUGUUAUUGAACUGUAGCUGUCACAAGUACUGGUGGCCUGGAAUGUGUCAGACUUCAGUUGUUUUUCUAUAGCUAUGUAAUGUGGUCUCCAAGGACAUUGCUAUAGGAAGGUCCCAUCUAUUCCCACCUGCUUCAUUUUCCACAGUGAACCGUGAGAAACAUGCUUAUAGUUAAGAUAGUAGUGUUUUAUCAAUAAUGUCAAGACAUGAUUCACUGUUAAAAUUGCAGGUGGGAGAUGUAUCACUGUUGCAAGGUUUCCCCGAUAGUCCCUGUCAUCCUCAAGUGCAGUAAGAGGUCUACCUCCACUUGGGUUCAGUCAAGCCUACUCCUUUUGAUAUCUAACCAUGUUCUAGGCAGAGCCAGAGAGUUGAUCAGUAAACACUAAUCUUGGGUCAUUGUUUUCCUGGGCACGUAGAUCCAAGAUGUCUGUACGUCAAAACGUAACCCUGUAGUGUGUACUGUGUGCCUGACUGCCCUUGUGUGUAUGUCACUAUGGUUGCCAUUUCAACACAGGGGAAGGGGGUGGCUCAGUUUUGUGACAAAAAAGAAACCUUUCCCCUCAGUUGAAGUCCCUGGUGCUAAACUUCUGUUGUAUAUUUUCUUUAUCAAGUGUUUUUAUACUGUCCAUUACAGAUGUAACUAAGAGUUGUCUGUUAUUAGAACAAUAAAGAUUCUUUUGAAAUACUUA